Sphaerodactylus townsendi is the source of this 2910-nucleotide messenger RNA. RefSeq names its product ubiquitin interaction motif containing 1 (gene UIMC1). Gene Ontology annotation, molecular function: DNA binding; histone binding; K63-linked polyubiquitin modification-dependent protein binding. NCBI's taxonomy places the organism in Eukaryota, Metazoa, Chordata, Lepidosauria, Squamata, Sphaerodactylidae. The transcript has 14 exons. Gene Ontology annotation, biological process: positive regulation of DNA repair; double-strand break repair. The record is from RefSeq and is a predicted model, not a curated record. Gene Ontology annotation, cellular component: BRCA1-A complex.
CGGUGGGAAGCGAAGCCGUUGCCGCCAACUUGACUACGGGCAAGAGCUCCGCUCCGCCGGUGCCGAGUCAGGGCAAACACCAGCAAAAGGCUGCGGACACGUCGCAUUGCCCGUCCUGGGCGCCUGGCAGGGUCGGCGUGGGAGGGGGCGGGGCACCGGCCCGGUGGGGAGUCUCUGGGGCCGUGGAAAAGAUGCCGAAGAAGAAGAAGAAAAGUUCAGAGGAGCUGAAUUCCCUGGCCCAGGAUCAGCGGGAAGAGGAGCCCAGGGAAGCGUCGAAUGUCAAGCUGAAGCGCAGCUUUGAUGAUGCAUUUAUUGUUAUAUCUGACAGUGAUGGAGAGCAAGAGUCAAAGGAGGAAAAUGAUCUGCAGAAGAAAAGAACGAAGCAGAAGCUGGAUAGAGCGAAGUUUGCAGCAAAGAGAAAAAUUGCACAGAUGACAGAAGAUGAACAAUUUGCUCUGGCUCUGAAAAUGAGUGAGCAAGAAGCCAGGCAGCUGAACUCACAGGAAGAGGAAGAGGAAGAGCUCCUGAGAAAGGCUAUUGCUGAGAGCCUCAGUAGCUGCCAGCCCCGUGAUCCUUCUGCUGCAGCUGCUCUGCCUCCUCUUGCCCAGGCACCUGAAUCUCCAGUGCCAAGUCACCCAGCUGGACCAGGGACUUCUGAGCUCCUCACAGCUCUGCCGCCUCGCUCUGAAUCUCCUUGCUGGAGGGUAGCUCCCUUCCUCACCCUGUGUUUGUGUUUACGAUGAGAAUGGGAUGGCACAGAUGUCGCCAAGAGGCCCCUUGUAGUCCUGGAGAGGUUGAGCCAGGAGAUAGUUGAAAGCUCGUUGGUCUCUAGCAUAAUUGUAUCUCCAGGGAAGAGCCCGCCUUUUGCAAGAUCAAAUGAAGGGUCUUCCUCACCAGCAGGGAGUACUUCCAGUGACACACCACCCAAUCUACAAGACCAGUUUGCCUUAAGUCCCACCUUUCCCCGAAGACCUCUGGGCGUUUGGCCGCUAGUGCCUCGGCAUCUCUUUGCAGGGGGGUGCAGCCCUUCAAGGCCUGCAGACCAGGAAAUAGAAAAGCAUUCCCAAAAUUGUUCAGAGAGGGACCCUAUUGCUGGGUGCUCAGAAGCCCUAGUAAACAUGGCUCAGAAGCAUAGCCCCCUGGAUCAACGCGGUUGUCCAGGUUCUGAGCCUGAACAGCAGAUCCAGCGGAAGGAGAAGGCAGGUCUUUUUAAUGAGUUUCUGAAAAAGGCUGAAAUGGCAGAAAAUGCCCCACCGCUUGACACAGUUCAAAUGCUAGAUGAGGAGGGCAACCAAGAAGAGGACCAAGACUCAGUACACUAUUACUGGGGCAUCCCAUUUUGCCCUAAAGGAGUCAAUCCCAAUGAAUACACCCAAGUCAUCUUGUGCCAGCUUGAAGUUUAUCAGAAAAGCCUGAAACAAGCUCAGAGGCAGCUAUUGCAGAAGAAGAAGUUUGGGGAGCCAGUCGUUCCUAAUUCAUGUUCUUUGAACCAAAAUGAACGUGGUACAGAAGAGGAGGAGGAGGAGAAGGAGGAGAAGAAGGAGACUGUUAAGGGGAUUGGAGGUCUGGAUGAACAGGAAAGAAAAGAUAUGGGUGAUAAAAAGGAACCUGAGGGUGUAGCUUGGCUUCUUUCUCCAACAAACAGAAAGCUGGACAACAAUCCACAGCAGAAAGUGGCCAGGGGAGAAAACUGUGAGCAUGGAGAUGAACCAACUAGCAGCUCCUGUCAGGCCUCACAAGUACUGUUUGCAGAAGAUGUCCUUGAAGAAGGGGAGCCCAUGCAGAUUACACAAAGCAUUUCUGCCUUGACACCCCUGGAUAGCAGGAGAAGCCCAGACAUUGUCUCUGAGAAUUGUGCUGAAGAAGAAAUCACCGUUUGUCCUGAGACCCAGCCGAGUCCAUCGCAAGCUAUUGAGCCUGAGAGCAGAGAAAUCCAUUCAUCCAGCAAAGAUGUCUCUCUGCAGGCUGAUGCCGAUGAAGAUUCUGGGCAGAGCGUGUCUGCCCCCAGCUUUCCAGCUGAUGGUGCAGUCUCAUGUCCGUUGUGUGAUCGCAGAUUCCCUGUUUUGGAAAUUGAACAACAUGCGAUGUAUUGUAAUGCCACAGGAGAAGACACAACUGAAGAUACUCCAGUGAUGACCCGGCGACAGAGGGAAGCCAAGAGCAAAGAGACAUCGCAGCCUGCAGACACUGGCAAGUAUGAGAAGUGUUACGUCUGCAAGUCGCUGGUGCCACUGAAGGAGUACCAGAGGCACGUGGACGGCUGCCUUCGACUCCAAAGGUGCUCCAAGAGUGCGAAUGGAACUCAGGGUGGCAGGAGGCUGCGGCAAGCAAAGCAGGAGGGAAGAAGUGAAGGCCGGCUCCUAAACAUGCUGGAGCAAUCCGAACACAAAGCUGCAGAUGCAAAGGUGAGGGCCACACCACCUGGAGAAGACUCAAGGUGCAGCUCGCCAGAGGUGGACAAGGAAGCUGAGGGUGACAAGGACAACUGGAGCCAUUUUUCCCAUGCCUCUUGCAGUGACUCUCCCAUUAAAUCAUUCACCUCUAUUUCAGAAGACAAAACCUGCCUGGUAGACUUUAAAAAGCAGUUGGCCACAGGCUCAGGCAGUCGGCAACAAACCAAAGCCAACUUCAGGAGAAGGAAGAAAUUCUGAAUCUGGCACAAAGAGAAAGGGAACUCAGAGUGGAAUAGGAAGCAAAGCAUUCUAUUCCACUGACUUUGCUUGGCAGGAAGAGCAUCGCCUCCCACAUAGCAUCAACUAUCUCCCUUCUGUACAUUUUGUACGAAUUGUACAAGCAUUUGUCAUGAAUUGAAUUGAUUGUGGACUUUACAGGUGCCUGUUCAACCUUGUUUUUCAAUUAUAAAAGCAAAAAUAUAUUUAUUAAGUUUUUAUAAAUUCCAGUUUGCUGACA